Molecule: messenger RNA, 2528 nt
Organism: Budorcas taxicolor (takin)
Lineage: Eukaryota; Metazoa; Chordata; Mammalia; Artiodactyla; Bovidae
Gene: DUS2
Product: dihydrouridine synthase 2
Exons: 17
Coding region: 652-2088 (478 amino acids)
Biological process (GO): tRNA dihydrouridine synthesis
Cellular component (GO): cytoplasm
Molecular function (GO): flavin adenine dinucleotide binding; tRNA dihydrouridine synthase activity; tRNA binding
Source: RefSeq, a predicted model, not a curated record
CUGUAGAGUUCAGCAGCGGCGAGGUCUGUAGGUCCAAACCGGAUGGUGACGUCCAGGCCCCGGCUAACCUUGGGGAAGGGUGCGCGAUGAAGGCAGGAUCGGGGUCCGGCGACAGGCGGCGAUGGGGCCCUGGCAUUAGGAAUCAGGAGGGCUGAGGGCUUCUGGCGAUCCGAUGUCGGAUCCCUACAAUUCUCCUUUGUCGCCCUCACAGCUCCUGUAAUGGCAUGUCCAGUUCUGAUCGCCCCGUGUAAACUGUGAGGGUCCGGCGGUGUUUUCACAGAUGUGCUCCCCUUGUAAGGUCUUCUAAUAUAAAUAUUUAUUGAGAAUCGGAGUGAAUGGUAAGGCCUGGGGGCCGAGACCAGGGGUAGAUCUAGGCUCAGCGUUCCCCCACCGCCCAGAGAGGUGAGGGCCCAGAGGGCAAGCCGAUGGACUUCAGCAUAUCAUCUCUUCACUCAAGAGAACUCAUCUCUUCGGACCUUUUCCGCUUGCUUUACAGCUGAGAUUCAUUCUUCCUUCUCUUGUCACCCUUUCCAACUUCUCAUCCUGAAGCUCGCCUAGCUCCUCGGGCUUUCAGAUACAAAACAGAAUUGUUUUGCACCGAGGCAGAACAGAUACAUUGAAAGAAUUAUCAGAAAAGAAUAAUACAUAGGAAUGAUUGUGAACAACCUCUCUCUGUGCUACCACAACAAACUCAUCUUAGCCCCUAUGGUUCGGGUGGGGACUCUCCCAAUGCGGCUUCUGGCCCUGGACUAUGGAGCGGACAUUGUGUACUGUGAGGAGCUGAUCGACCUCAAGAUGCUUCAGUGCAAGAGAGUUGUCAAUGAGGCACUCAGCACAGUGGACUUUGUUGCUCCCGAUGACCGAGUGGUCUUCCGCACCUGUGAAAGGGAGCAGAGCAAGGUCGUCUUUCAGAUGGGGACUUCAGAUGCAGAGCGAGCCCUUGCUGUGGCCAGGCUUGUAGAAAAUGAUGUGGCUGGUAUUGAUGUCAACAUGGGCUGUCCUAAAGAGUAUUCCACCAAGGGAGGAAUGGGAGCUGCCCUGCUGUCAGAUCCUGACAAAAUCGAGAAGAUCCUCAGCACUCUUGUGAAAGGGACGCGCAGACCUGUGACCUGCAAGAUUCGCAUCCUGCCAUCGCUGGAAGACACCCUGAGCCUUGUGAAGCGGAUAGAGAGGACCGGCAUUGCCGCCAUCGCGGUUCACGGGAGGAAGCGAGAGGAGCGGCCCCAGCACCCUGUCAGCUGCGAAGCCAUCAAAGCCAUCGCUGAAACCCUCUCCAUUCCCGUCAUAGCCAAUGGAGGAUCUCAUGACCACAUCCAAGGGUAUUUGGAUAUAGAGGACUUCCGACGAGCCACGGCAGCCUCUUCAGUGAUGGUGGCCCGGGCGGCCAUGUGGAACCCGUCCAUCUUCCUCAGGGAGGGUCCACGGCCCUUGGAAGAGGUCAUGCAGAAGUACAUCAGAUAUGCUGUGCAGUAUGACAACCACUACACCAACACCAAGUACUGCUUGUGCCAGAUGUUGCGAGAACAGCUGGAAUCACCCCAGGGAAGGCUACUCCAUGCUGCCCAGUCUUCCCAGGAAAUUUGGCCUUUGGCCUUGGUGCCUUCUAUGAGGAGACGACACGAGAUCUGGACGCCCGGCGGGCCAAACUUCUGGCCAGGAGCCCAGAGGAAGCAGAGGAACCAGCUGAAGACACUUCUGGUAUCAUUAAGAUGGCCAUCAAGUUUGACCGGCGAGCAUAUUCACCCCAGAUCACCCCCAAGAUGUGCCUGCUGGAGUGGUGCCGGAGGGAGAAGCUGGCACAGCCGGUGUAUGAAACGGUCCAGCGGCCCCUGGAUCGCCUCUUCUCUUCUGUUGUCACUGUUGCUGAACAAAAGUACCAGUCUACCUUGUGGGACAAGUCCAAGAAACUGGCGGAGCAGGCUGCAGCCAUCGUUUGUCUGCGGAGCCAGGGCCUCCCAGAGGGUCGGCUGGGUGAGAAGAGCUCCUCCUUGCACAAGCGCAAGCGGGAGGCCCUUGACCAGGACCCUGGGGACCCCACAACUCAGGAGCCAGCCGUGCCUGGGGAGCUGUGCAAGAAGCCUUUCGUAGCCUUGGCAGGUGGUCAAGAGAGCCCCCUGGAAGGCUGGUGACCACUGUCCCUCCCUGGCCAGCCCCUCCCUGGGCCUGGCCCUAGGAUGGCUGUGGAUGCAGAGCAUCAGCCAGAUGGCACUGGACAAUUUUCUGCCCCUGGUGGACAGGAAUUGAGAGGUUCUGGCUUGGGUCAGCAGCCUGGAGCACAGGCCGAGCAGUGCCCAGAGUGUCCAUCUCCCUCAGUGGGUCUGAGCAGCAGAGCCAAGUUCCCAGCGACCUCAGUAUUUUCUUUGAAAAUAGGAGCUCUCAGGCGGCAUCUGCGCAACCUGACAUUGGUACAGUGCAAUAAAGACACCCACCACCCUUACCCCCGGCUGACUGCUUCAGCCUGGCUCUUUACGCAUGGAUGGAUGUCUUGGCAUUAGUCUGCUUCCAGCCUCUGGGUAGAGCUGGGGAUU